This is a messenger RNA of Aureobasidium uvarum, 477 nucleotides long. Lineage: Eukaryota; Fungi; Ascomycota; Dothideomycetes; Dothideales; Saccotheciaceae. The record is from the annotation of a GenBank genome assembly.
AUGCCCAACGACAACAGCUUCUGCCACAAGAUGCUAAUCUUCCUCGGUCUCAUGACAGUCGGCGUCUCGCUCAUCGUCGUCUCGUUCGGUGUGGCCCUCAGCAACGAAAACAACAAGAUCUUACUGGAUUCGACAGUAGUAGAACCUGGUACACAACAGAGAGCAUUCCGAGUGGCGUCUUGCCAUGUUGGGACGUGUACGAGAGACAAGACGUUCUGGAAGACGGUGAUUAUGCCGGCUUCGACGGUCACCGAGACGGCAACUGUUUAUCUCGCAGAUGAUGUCAAGCCUACGGGUCCUGUUGGGCCUCCACGACCGACGGUUCAGUUGUCGGGCACUCGAUCUACAACCCUCAUGCCACAUGUUAUGCCGACAGAGGAUGCUGAAGAGUUUGAGAAGAGGAAGGGAAGGUUCAUCGGAGGAGGCUCGAGAGGUAGGAGGAUUGUCGAUGUCAACAAGCCGGAGAUACAGAUGUGA